UCUUUGCGAACGCGGUUUAAUUUCUUCGCCCUUUUUUUUCUUCGUUGUUUCCUUAAUAAUUUGUCCCGAUAAUUGCAUUCAGCCCUUUAGUUACUUGUUACGUUAACGACAAUAACAGCAAUUCUCCCCACUCGAGAGUCGGAAACAUUCGCAUUCUUCGAUCGUAACCUAAACUAAAUAUUAAUUCUUACACGCCCUCUUCAAGCUGGAUGAUGGCUACCGAGCCUUCCCUCGAUAGGCCGGAAGCAUCUCACACUGAACUUGCUCUCACACAGCCAGAUUUCAGUAAUACCGACGCUCACGAUGAUAACUAUCCCAAUGCCAAACUAAAUGGCACCCCCUUCGACAUCGAGCAUAAACAAGUCGCAGAACUCGUUGACGAGAUUGUACAUUCGGCUGAAGUAAGUGUAAGUGGCGGUUCCGAUACCGAGGCAUCUAAGGCAGAUCCUCUGAAGCGUUUCGGAGACAAAAAUCAUGCGCGAUCUUCAUCCACGGUUAAGAAGCCCCAGAGCUUCAAGUCUGUUUCUGUGAAUCGCACGUUUCUCGCCUCCAAGGCGGCUUCGAACUCUUCAUCACGUCCCGACUCAACCGGUUCAGCAUCUACUACGCCGCAACCCACCCCUACAAUAUCUGCUUCGCGUCUAAAGCUAGUUGCCAAAUCCGGCAGCAGCUUGGGCGGUUCUACUAAGACACUUAGUAGUAAUGGAAAACCCGCGACUGCCCCCGAUCCCAACACUGUAUGGAAUCGCAAUAAGCCUAUAUCCCAACCUGAACAAAAGAAGCUUUCCGAUGAAGAACUGAUGAAUCAGUACGGUAUCCAUAUGGCGGGCCGUCUAGGGCCGGAGGACACCAAGGGUCAAUCAAACUGGGCCGAUAUUGACGACGAUGAGGAGUGGGCUCCUGAGACGAUAACGUGGACCGAUGGAACUAAGAUUACAUUACCACAAGCCGAAGAGAGUGUCCCAAGUCCCAGCAUAGCCCCUGCCACCCUGGAAAAGGAGCCCAUUGCUUCACCACCCAAAUCGAAGUCUCCGGUACCAGUCACGAGUACAAUCGGAUCUCCCUCAGUGAAGCCAGGCGUUCUAGCUUCAGGAAAAGGCCUCAUCCUUAAGGGCGCCCCUGAGAAACCUACUUUAGUGGCAAAACCACCCGCGCCACCCACGCCUGCCAAGUCUCCCUGGGCACGCCUGCCGCCCAUUGAGAAAGUCCCCCCUGGACAGGUAGAUGCAUCUAGUUCGGCAGCGGGGAUUUCGCGAGUUCCAGCAAGGGAUUUUACUUUGGCCAACAGUGCAAACCCGCAACUAACUAAAGAGAUCGCGGCCGAUGACUUCAGCCGAUCAGGAUACAGAGAAGGACAUGCCAACAACCAUAGCCAAUUGUUCAACUCACACUCGGGACGAUAUGAACCGGUAACGGACCGUAGAGGAUCUAGAAAUGAUAUCCAUGGCCGUCAGCCUGCUGUUCUUCAGCGACCCCACCACCACGAUCAACAAGGUCCCGCGGAGCCCUCCGCCGCUUUCCAGACGAGCAGAAGCGGCGGACAUGAAGCACCGUACGGUCGUCGACGUGGUUCUUCCAAUGUAAGCGGCACUAGUGGCACUUUGGCCUACAAACUCGGCAAGCCGCAUGAUAUGCCAUUGCCACCGUCUGACCUGCUUCAAUCGCGCUCUGGUUCUGUUGUUGGUACAGGUGCUGAAAGUCCAAUAUCUGCGCGAACAUUUUCCCCUCCCAACAAUCAGCAAACGCCAUUGCUCCAUUCGAGUCAGCCGUAUCAACCGCGAGCCUCUCCCGGCCAAAUGCAUGCUACUAGUUACGACCCAUCGAAGUCUAAUGUGGAUGAUGAUUUUGAAUCCCAGAAGAAGAUUAUGCGUGAGAAACGUGAGGAAGCAAUCAAGCGUCGAUUAGAGGAGGAGGCUAUUGAAGAGGAGGCACGCAAAGCACGAAUUGCUGAGAAGCUAAAGGCAAUGGGCCCAGCUCCUGAACGGAAGAGCGCCAAGAAGGACGUGAAGGGUGAGGUCUCUAUGCAGUCUCUACCCACCGGACGAACUAGCAUUCCUCCCGCAUUGCAGAUGAAGGCUUCGGCUUCUCAGGAGGCCUCGUCCGAAGCCGGUCAUUCAAAACCAAACACUAUUCCGUCAACUGGCAGUACAAAACCGAAUACUAGCCAACGAAUCAACGGAGACGAUAAGCGAGUUUUUAGCCAAGGUGAGAAGGUAACUGCUGAAGUCCCCAAUACUCAACCUAAGGCAUCAUGGCCUGAAGCCCCACAGCACCCGGAACGGUUCCCUUCGUGGAGUGGCGCCUCUCAAAAUUCAUCUCGAAACGUGUGGGGCGCACCUGGUAAUGAUCGUUCUCUCGGAAAUGGUACUUUCAACCCAGAUCUAGGAAUACUACCUGAUUCCCAUCCAGCCCCUCUCAACGAGCGAUCCCACCGCCCUGCCCCAAUUGGACCCCCCCGAUCUGCAUCUCAGCGGUCCACACGUCCUGAGACUCUAUCCAGUGGUCGCCUAGUCCCUAUUGGCCCACCUCGUGAGCGCAAUUCCAAUAUGGCACAAGCAUCCGGAAAGUCUGCGAACCCGUGGGCGUCCUUCGCCUCAAAUGUUGAGGAGGAUGAUGCUAGACGAGCGAUGGAAAUGCAAAAGAAGAUCAACGCUGCCGCGAAACUAUCUACGCAGCCUGUGAGCGACUUUUGGCGCCCCGAUUCCGGCGCAAAGGCGACUCUCGUCACACAUCUUGGAACAGAGACUAAGAUGGACGAGCCGACCGCCGAAAAUAUGUCAAAGCAUCAGGUUAUAGCGCAGACGGAAGGUCCAAAUGGUCUAGACGUUGCAAAGUAUAAGAGCACCUCUAGAACUUCGACCACAAGAGGGGUCAAUGGAAUAGCCACUGCGCCCGGCCCUGCAACUCAGUCCAGAAGCGGCUCCCGAUUCUUUCCUCAAUUUCGGGAUGCAUCACAGUCCAAUCAUCAUUCUUCCCAAGAGGAUGCGCGAACGAAGUCUCCGACUCCACCCCCUCCCACUGCUGAUGGCCAUCCGGUGUUCGAUGGAGAUGUCAAUCGUCCACAUGUGUCUUUGCCGCCAACCCGACCAGUAGUCAAAUUACCGCCUUCAACCAGCUCUACAACUACUAGUCCCUUGAUGCAAACUGGUAGACCUGCUCCAGUCUCGUUCGCCGCUGCCGCUGCAGCCCCAAUUCAAGCAGGGUCCCGUUCUGGAAGCCGAAAUGCAGGCUACGGAAGCAUUCCACAGAAACCACAUGAGAUAGCGUCACAGGCAAACUGGCAAGAUAAGAUUAACAACCUUAUGGGUAAAAAGGUUACUUUGGCUGCUACCAAAUCUAUGGCAGUAGACUCGUCGAGCAGAAUUGCUCUAGAGCAUGUACAACAGUACGAUCCAGCGACGGUUGCGUUACCAGGACCUUCAUUCUCGUUCAGUCCUGCAAUUCCUAAUCACGGUCAUUUUACUAGCAAGGAAAUGGCCGAAGAGUGCUUCGGAGAGCAGGAGAUGGGUUCGCUCCCCGCCGUCCGACUUCCUAGCGAAGCACCUGAUGCUUUAUGGCAAGCAGUAGAACCAAACUUUGAUCCCGCUCCUCCGAAGCUACGUGUUGAUGCGACAGGUGCUGAGACGUUACGAUUCCCUCCCGAAACAUCCAACGGCAAAAGCGUGAUCCGAGUUUCGGUUCCUUUUAUGUCGGAACCCAAGACUGUUCCUGCUCCUUCUCUGAGCAACUCCAAUACCCCACGCCGACCGGGCCCUCGUGGAAGCCCUCGACGAGCACCGGGUCGCGGCGGGCAGCGUGGAGGAAGAGACCAGCAUUCUAGCCAUGCUGGUGACCACACCUCGCCGCAUUCCUCUAGCCGACCCCCGUCUACCCGCAGUAGUCGUGGUGGCUAUCGGCCUAGGACUGAAAACUGGGGCAGGCAAUCGACUGCCUCGACUGCGCAGUCCUGAGUUGGCCUCCAUUUGAGAUUGGACGGUUAAGUACGACUACAUAUUCCCGACGACAGCUCCUCCCAGAAACAAAAGUACUCAACUCGCAACUGUAUACCUUUUUACUGUGAUAUUACGUCACAGAUUUCACUGUUUUUGCUGUCUUGUGGAUAACAAGCAUAUCCAAGAGUGGCAGCCUGUACAACAAAGUUGACAGCAUCUACUCUUCGGCAAUUCUCACAUGGCAACGACGUUUAGCCUUUGCUACUGUGGGACUAGGACGCCGAACUCAGACUAAACUUGCGAAGGAGUAAUGGUAUAUUGUUCGACACUAAGGUCCAUCGUCAGUCAACGAAUGUUUCGAUCCAUUGGUGGAAACACUUGUUCAACUUCUCCUUAGACUGAUUCUU
Molecule: messenger RNA, 4339 nt
Organism: Hypoxylon fragiforme
Lineage: Eukaryota; Fungi; Ascomycota; Sordariomycetes; Xylariales; Hypoxylaceae
Exons: 4
Coding region: 210-3950 (1246 amino acids)
Source: RefSeq, a predicted model, not a curated record